Hydractinia symbiolongicarpus is the source of this 1781-nucleotide messenger RNA. RefSeq names its product actin-related protein 6-like. Gene Ontology annotation, cellular component: Swr1 complex. The transcript is spliced from 16 exons. NCBI's taxonomy places the organism in Eukaryota, Metazoa, Cnidaria, Hydrozoa, Anthoathecata, Hydractiniidae. Bases 137 to 1354 code for a protein of 405 amino acids. Gene Ontology annotation, molecular function: nucleosome binding. The record is from RefSeq and is a predicted model, not a curated record.
UUCUACCUUCCAGUUUAAAAUUAAGGGAUUGUUUACAUUCGUGAUAUUUUGUCCUCAUUUUUUAUUAAUUAAAAAAAAAUAUAUAUAUAUAUAUAUAUAUAUAGUAGAUAAAAACAUUAAAAUGUAAAGCAGUAAAAUGUCUUCAAGAACAGCAGUGUUGGACUUUGGAGCAUAUAAUAACAAACUAGGAUUGAACACAGAUGAAAGACCAAGGAUUAUCCCAAAUUAUAUUUCAAAAGCAAAGAACGAAAGACGGAAGGUUUUUAUUGGUGAUCAAUUAAAUGAGUGUAAAGAUUUCUCUGGUUUCUUUUAUGUCUUACCGUUUCAGAAGGGAUACUUAGUCAAUUGGGAUGUACAACGACAGCUUUUUGAUUACAUGUUCAACAAGGAUUCUCUCAAGGGUGAUGUUGAUGAGACUCAUCUAGUCAUAACAGAACCACAGUUUAAUUUUACUUCCAUAAAGGAGUGUUUAGAUGAGAUUUUGUUUGAAGAAUAUCGCUUUAAAGCAGUCUGUCGGAUAACAGCUGCACAAUUGGCUGCACGGCAACGAAAACAAGAAGAAGAAGCGUCGAAAAAGCACUUGUGCUGUUUGGUUGUUGAUUCUGGAUUUUCGUUCACACAUGUUGUGCCUAUAUGUAAUGGAAAGAUUUUGAAAAAAGCUGUACGAAGGAUAGAUGUUGGUGGAAAACUCCUCACAAACCAUUUAAAGGAAAUCAUAUCUUACAGGCAACUCCAUGUUUUAGAUGAAACAUAUGUCAUGAAUCAGGUAAAAGAGGAUUGCUGUUUUGUAUCCAACGACUUCAUGGCUGACAUAGAAAUAACUAAGAAGAAGAAGACUCUAAAUACUAUUGCUCGUGACUACAUACUACCAGAUUAUACAAAUGUGAAGAGGGGUUUUAUUCGGCCAUUAGAUGAAAUGUGGAAAAAGUACACUGGAACAGAACAACUUUUGCGAGUAAAUAAUGAACGAUUUACUGUUCCAGAAACAUUAUUUCAUCCUUCAGAUAUAGGAAUACAGCAAAUGGGCAUACCAGAAACUAUAUUUCACUCGAUUAACCAAACUCCUGUGUGUAUGCAACCUCACUUCUACAUGAAUAUUGUACUCACUGGUGGAAACACUUGCUUGCCUGGAUAUCGUAAACGAGUAUAUGACGAUGUGCGAAGUUUGGCGCCAGUUGAUUUUGACGUGAAUGUACAUGCUUCCGACAGUCCAAUGACCUAUUCAUGGGAGGGAGGAGUGUCGCUCUCCAAACACGAACAAUUUUUGACAAAUUUUUGUGUUACCAGACAAGAAUAUGAAGAAUCCGGUCGAGCGAUAUGCUCUCAAAAGUUUGAAGGAGGGGUACCAGGUUGAAUCCAGGAUGCAGAUUGAAGCAGCCACGAAAAAUAAACACAGCCAUUGCCGGAUGUAUACCAGUACCGACGAAUUUGGUUUUGAGAGUGGAAGAACCAGUACGGUUACUAAGGAGCAGCUUGGGCUCCCUUCCGGAUUUGCUAGAUAGGGGAGCCCUGACAAUUCUUCUCUCCACACCAGACUUCGUCGUCCUUGUAUGGUCAUCCCUUUACUUUUUUGUCAGAAAAUUUUAAGGAAAUAAUUUUCACAAAAGAUUAAAACGUUUGCAUGAGCAGGCAUUUAAAAGAGCAUUACACUUCGACAUUCACAGUUAAAACUUUUUCAGAAUUACCUCUGACAAUAAAGUACUUAAUAUAUACGCCGCUUGUUUCUACAUUUUUUUGUCAGCAUAUUUAUAAUUAUAUAAAAACAAUAACUUAUUACUAAA